Molecule: messenger RNA, 699 nt
Organism: Colletotrichum paranaense
Lineage: Eukaryota; Fungi; Ascomycota; Sordariomycetes; Glomerellales; Glomerellaceae
Exons: 3
Coding region: 1-699 (232 amino acids)
Source: RefSeq, a predicted model, not a curated record
AUGAACAAGCAUCAACCACUCGAACUCAGCUUCACCGGCAAGCCAUCCAAGGACCGUUCUGGACCACCCAAAGCGUUCGAGAAUCCAGACAACAUCGCAGCUGCCAACCCCCAGAGUCCGCGUCUGCCCCUCUGCCUUCUGGAGUAUGGAGUCGGUCGUCUGGAUGCGGCAAGAUGCGGGUUUCAAUUUGCACUUGCGCAGCCCGGCGAAUUCCCGCAACCUACGAAACAGUUGACUGUUUCCCGAUUCGCCCCUCCACAGCAAGCACGCCUGUAUGUCAUCGAGAUCCCCGAUGAACGAGCCACUGGGAACAAUCACAACACGAUGCGGAAGAAGGCCCGUCUCCUUCCCUUCCAUUUACUGCGAAAAGACCGAUGCGUUUCCCAACAGAGCAAGUACUUUCUCACGGGAGAGUAUCAGGCGCAUCUGCUCGUACCGUCUUACCUCGCCAUCAAUUCGGUUGACAGAAUUCGUGCACGACAACAUGCGGAAUUUUCGCUGGGCCGCGUUGCACAUCGUAUCCACUCUCGUUCAGAUCUUCGCCUACGUACACCAGCUUUUGAUCUCGUGCCCCUCGUCGCGACGUUUGCCUCCUCCCGGUUUGCUUAUACCGUGUCUCCAUUGUCCGACUUCCCGAAUCCGAAAACAUCCCACGGAAACUACGUCACAGCAACGACAUCGCCAAAAUCACAUCGGUAG